GCCCGUCCGUCCACCGUGCCCCCGAUCGCCUUCUUCCUCCCCCCCCUCGAAUUUUUCUGCUUGCUCUCCCCUUCUCCUGCGUUGCACUCUUCGUCUGUCAGUCUGUGCCUUACCGUUAACCUUCCUGCCACCCCCGGCACCGCGGUAAAGCAGACAACGAAGCACAGCGACUGCCGCGUUACGACAGGGCCUCAAUUCGCCGGAUCCAUCGACUGCGACGGACGGGAGACGACCUCAGCUACCGGUGCUGUGCGCCCACAAACGACGGUGUGCCCCACGCCCUCCUCGCCGCUCGACCUCGUCGUUGCUGCUUGAACCGCUGCGGCCCCCCUCCUCGUCUCUGUUCGGUCUGUCCUCAAAUCACACCUGACGCACGUCCAUUACGUUGUCGACGCUGCGAGCCGACCGAUCAGAACAUCACAAGGAGAGCCUGGCCCGCAACACCGGCAUUGAAGUGGGAACAAGGCCAGGGCUCUGCUGCUCCGGGGGCGCGAGAGCCGGUAUAUCGCCUGUCAGAAGGCUCGGCACGCUCCCUCGCCUGCCGCUGUGGUCGUGUAGGGCAUUCUCGUAGCCUUGACUGGCUUUCACGAGAGGGUUUCCCGUUUCCGCCGCGUCACGGCGCCGUGUCCAUUGCCUCUUGGACGGGUUGUUUUCGUCUCGUCACGAUUGUCUUUCCGAGGACCUGACGUUCGAUCUCUUGCGCUACCACUUGCCUUCACAGGCCGUGAUUAUUAGGCUCUGGAGUAAAGGCCUUGUACGAAAUACAGUGCUGCGCAAUAUCUGUCGUGCACGCAUCCCACGCGCUGCUUCCUCGUUGCGUUUUGCUACAGUACCAGGACAAGAAUCGUCCGUCACUAAUUCGUAGGUUUCUCGACGUGGCACUGAAAGCCGCAUAAUAAUUUUCUCUCAGUCGCGAGCCAGCCGGCAUACCUUCUCCAAGCCUCGGGACGCCUCUGCCUGCCCUGCACUUGGUCUUGCUCAUACUCUCUUUGCUUCCUCUUGCCGGUCCAGUGCGACCAAGGGGUCCGCGAUCCACAGAUCCACGGGCCACGUUUACGAGCAAGCACAGGUACGACAAGGCCCAGAGGGCAGUUGCCACUAGCGCGUGUUUUGGUUGAGCCCUGCCACUGCCAUUGCCACUGCCACUGCCACCACUGGGCUGUCAGUCACUGCCCGCUGUCCCUCCGCCCGCGACCACGCUGUACCCGACGCUUGCGUGUGCGUGCAUUGCACCUCGAAGCCGCAUCCAGCACCGCACCGCACCGCACCGGCACCGUGCCGUCAAUCAUCCAUCAAGCAUCCAUCCAUCCCACUGCUUGUCCUACGAAUCCCCAGAUAAUUUCCCACCCGUCCAUCCCGGCCAUUUCAGCUCGCGGUCCACUGGACCUCUUACGAGUACAUACUACAACUACGCAAGCUCGCACACUGGUAACAACCUUACGGACUAAUCGGCCACGAUCCGCUGGGAUAUCCGCUCGUUCGUCGACUGCCCAGCGCUGCCGAAACACUCCCCCCCUUGCCUGGCCAACCAACUGCCGCGACCCGACAGACACUCACUCACUCACGCCUUGCCCCCCCCCCCCCCCCCCCCCUGGCCACGCGCUGCGUGCCCGUCUGGCUCUGGGGCCCGCAACAACGUCGAAUCACACCCCCCCUCCCCCCUCCAACGACUCCGCUUGUCGGGCUGCCUCCGGCGAUCCGGCGUGCGCGCGCAGUGCUCAGGAACCAGGAUUUCCAGGGCAUUUGCACACCCCUCCACCCGCCAAUCCCACUGCUCCCGUUGCUUGACUCGACGCAGAACCCGCCUUCGUCCUCUUCAGCUUGACUUGCAACGCUGCCUCGAGAACGCACACACACACCAGCACGCACCCUCGCACGCCCACCACGCCCACCACGCCCACCACGCCCGGCUCGCGCAUCCACGCAACGUCCCUUGACACGGCACGUUGCCAACCCCCGGCCCAGCUGCACCCAGCGACGGUCCUCAUUCAGCCACAGCGAGCCUCUCCCGCUCCUCGCGUCGUGGGACUGGGUGACGAGAUCAUCGCCAGGAGCCGCUACCGCAACGACUCCAGCACACACAUCGCUCUCGGCUUGCUCGCUAUACCACAUUGGGGGCCGUGACAAACCAUGGCACCCAUGACGCCCCGUCUCAAGAUUCUAUCAGUCGGCGGCAAUCCCGUCUCUGCCUUCUUGUCGUGGCGCCUCCAGGCUACCAACGCCUGCGAUGUUACUCUUGUCUGGAAAUCGGGCUUCGAGCAUGUCGCCCAGUACGGCAUCUCUUUCAAGUCUCCGAUCUUUGGCAACGAGCGGUUCAAGCCUCGCCAUGUCGUCCGAAAUCCCGAAGAUGCAUCAACAAAUCGAGACGGUCCGUUCGAUUAUGUAGUGCUUUGCGUCAAAGCGCUCCCCGACGUGUACGAUCUCGCCGCCGUGAUUGACGCCGUCGUCACACCCCAACACACCUGCAUCCUCAUCAACACCACACACACACUCGGCGUCGAAGCAGCAAUCGAAGAGCGAUUCCCUACCAACGUCGUACUUUCCCUCGUUUCCGGCGCCGAACUGACACAGCUUGGCCAGAGCGAGUUUGAACACAGGGGCUCGACAGAGAUUUGGGUCGGCCCUGCCAACCGCAACAGCAACAUCCCGCAGUCAAUACAGGAAGACAUGGCUCAGGCGCUAGCAAUGACACUGAGCACCGGUCAAGUCGAUUGCAAAGUCUCACCCAACAUACGUCAACAGCAGUAUGAAAGGGUGAUCGGGCCCAUUGCAUUUCACCCGAUAAGCGUCCUGUUCGAAACAUCAAACCACGCGGCGCUAAUGGAGAAGGUCGGGGUCAAGGACAUGGUAUCCGACGUCAUCGACGAGUUGUUACGCCUCGCCGAAGCAAACGGCUGCAAGUUUCCCUUUGACUUCAAGCCACGGACCAUGGACGAGAUGACGAAGCCUAAUUUACCGGAGAGCAUCAUGUGGCAGGACUACGUGGCGCGACGGCCAAUGGAGAUCGAGACGUAUCUUGGAUCUCCUAUUAAGCUGGCUCGCGACUCUAAGGUUGCUGUACCGAGGAUCGAAACACUCUACGCUAUCCUGCACAACUUGAACAUUGUCAACAGGAACAGACCAAAGCCUGGGGAAGGCGCGCCGCCAUCGAUGCCACCUGGGUCGCCUACAGUGGCCCCUCCGUUGCCGCGGAUGCCGUCGCAACAAGGUCAUCGUCCCAUGCCGGGCCCGAUGCCCAAUGGCAACGGCAUGCCCCGACCGCCCCGACCGAGGACCUCUUCAAGCUACAGCCAGGCUGGGAUGCGCCGCGGACCUCCUCCCAUGAAUGGUGGGCCACCCAAUGGCUACCCUCGCCCGCCGCCAUCGGUCAAUGGUGGCUCCCGCGCUCCCUCUCGGCGUGGUUCAAUGGACGGCAAUGAUCUCGAGGAGUUCUCGCAUCUUGUUCUCUAUGACGAUAUCCCAGAAGGCCAAGAGCCUUCACUAGGUGAUUCGGACAUGGCCCUCCGUGAGAGGGAGCUGCAAAUCCGUCAAAGGGAGUUGGCGCUCAGGGAACAGGAAAUGCGGAUGAGGCGCGGGCCUCCCCCGGGUUCCCGGCGCGGCCCGCACCCAAUGCGCAAUAGCCAGCAAGUUUUUGACGACGAUGACGACGACGACGACUUUUUCGAUCCAACAGCCCAUACCGGCACCCCAACCAUCGACCCCGAUAAUUUCGACAUGAUGAGCGUCACGUCGAGGAAGAACCGCAAAGCGCUGGGGCCAUCGGCUGCCCAAUUCCGCCGCAACCCGGAACUCGACGGGCCUGCCCCUUCCCGGGGAAGCCGGUUCCGGCCAAACUUUGGGCGCAACCGCUCGAGCCAAAUCAAUCAUGCGCCCACGAUGAAUGAGAACAUAUUGGACGACCCCAUGAUGGGGUUCACGUCCAACCGUUACGCGACUGUUGAUCGUGGGGCUAUGGGCGCAGGGUCCCGUGCAAACUCACUAACGGCCUCGAGGCUAGAUGAGCUUCAGUACGGGCCAGGUCCUGGCGGCCCGCCUGGCAUGAACGGUGCCUAUCCCAGGCGAGCCAGUCAGUCCCCCGGGAAUCCGUACAGCCCAUCAGUCCGCGGUAGCGGCAGGCCUUCACCACCAAACGGCUACGGUCCCCCGAUGAAUGGGCGUCCUUCACCUCCUGAAGGCGUCAGACAGCCAGUUCCACGAUAUCCCCCCGGCCAAGGAAACUCUGUUGCUCCGCAGCAAGUAGAGCAGCACAUAGGGCGCGGCCAGUGGUGAAAUCGAUUCCGAGCGGUCGGCACACAGCAGCCAGAGUAGUCUUCAGCACGGGCCGCCGCCAGGGACUCGAUAAAUCCUGGCUUUCGAGCGUCUGCCCUGAGGUGUAUCAGCACGUCCAGCGGCCAGAAUGCUCCCUAGCGGUUCUUGAAGGUGAACCAUUCGGCGACCCGAAUCUCACGAAUCAACAUCGAUGGUGCCAGCUGGUUCAUUGCCAGCAAUACGACAUAAACUCCCCGCAUGUCCGUGGUCUACUCCAUCCAUCAUCAUCACCAGCGGUUGUCCGAAACCCGCUCCGGCGCAGCGUGGGCUGAAGGGGCGGCAGACUCGGCCUAGAUCGGUGAAGAAUUCUCGCCGCAUCUAUACAGCUCGAUCGACUUGGUUUAAUCCCGUACAUAGGCAUGGAACCACAAGGACAUCGGCGAACAUGAUGCGCUUGCGCAUUGGGCCCGUUUCCCUGUUCUCGCUUUCACUUGGCAUAUAAUUGUUUAUCGGUUCUAGCGAAUUGGAAUGGGCAUUACUUGGUCUCGGCGACACGGCUUCAACUCAUCUGUUAGGAGCACCAGGGUGCGGCAAGCGAUUUGACGUGCAGCAAUUGCGAGGAGCAGGGCCAAGCGGCGGCUGGCGAACAAGGGAGAGGCAGGGAGGAUGAUGCAAUGCAUGGCACGACUACACUAGUGGGUCGUGCGGUGACUGCAAAGUCUUCGCCAGGGUUUUGCCUCCCUAGUAUGUCGGAUGUCGUCUACACGGGGUGCGCUCAGCGACAUCGAUCAUUGCGAACUUAUGCGGAUCCCCGACGGUGGCGCGAACAGCAACAUAGACAUGGAUGGUCUCUCUUUUCUGUUUUCUUAUCUUUGUUUUACGUCAAAUUCGUCCCCUUGUCCUUAUAGCUAUUCUGUCUGAUCAAGGGGGGACGCAAGACCGCGCUUGCCUCCGGGUAUUGGGGAACUCUUUGAGGGAGAUUGAAGGCUGCGUGUGGCCCUUCACCCUGAAAACAAAAUAUGAUGAAAGGGACCUUCGAGCUUAGCUGGAAUGCUUGAAUAAUAUGUAGUUGAACACAAUACAGGCAUAGAGGACG
Purpureocillium takamizusanense is the source of this 5344-nucleotide messenger RNA. RefSeq lists its product as uncharacterized. Bases 2131 to 4269 code for a protein of 712 amino acids. Lineage: Eukaryota; Fungi; Ascomycota; Sordariomycetes; Hypocreales; Ophiocordycipitaceae. The record is from RefSeq and is a predicted model, not a curated record. Gene Ontology annotation, molecular function: oxidoreductase activity. The transcript is spliced from 8 exons. Gene Ontology annotation, cellular component: cytoplasm.